Messenger RNA from Triplophysa dalaica, 1975 nucleotides. It is a transcript of the gene nkx6-2, whose product is annotated as NK6 homeobox 2. The record is from RefSeq and is a predicted model, not a curated record. Gene Ontology annotation, cellular component: nucleus. Gene Ontology annotation, molecular function: RNA polymerase II cis-regulatory region sequence-specific DNA binding; DNA-binding transcription factor activity, RNA polymerase II-specific. The coding region runs from base 686 to 1513 and encodes 275 amino acids. NCBI's taxonomy places the organism in Eukaryota, Metazoa, Chordata, Actinopteri, Cypriniformes, Nemacheilidae. The transcript is spliced from 3 exons. Gene Ontology annotation, biological process: regulation of transcription by RNA polymerase II; cell differentiation.
CAAGUUUCUCCAAGAAAUCACGAUGCAAUCGAUUUUUUUAACACUUUAAAGUUCUCAAACAGUUUUUUUUUUAACGAACAGAAUAAUAAACGUUUGUCCCGAAUAAAAAACGAGCAGUAAAAUGUGAUUAUACAGCAGGUUAAUGUACUUACUGUCAGCUGUAAUGGCUCAUACAGUAAACGCGUCUGUUUUGUCAAAUGUCGAAACAAUGAUUUCUACAUUCAGGCGCGUCAUUAAUGGCGCUACAAUACGCGCUUGAUGGACUGCGGCUUUGUCCCGAUGAUGCGCAUGCAAAUGCCCCGCCCGCGUCCUCCAAUCAGAGAGCGGCGUCCCUUCGCUUCUUCCAAUAGGAGACGCGUGGUCGCAGGUGGCGGCGCGGUUAUCAGCUCUUCCCGUUGCGCUCGCAGCACAACCAGAGAUCAUCAACGCGCACCCGAUGUUCAGAUGCGGGAUAUUCGAGCGCUCAACCCGGGCGUAAAAUCUCCCGACUGCCCCCGAGUGGAUUCCGUUUCAGGACGCGCGUGAAACACCGUGGGACGCCUUUUGCUUUUGACUGUGGAAAGAGUUGAAAAGUUGCAAGAAGUGCUUCCGUCGCCUUGGAUAAGUUGCGCUCGGUAAACUUCGCGUGCACGCUUGCGCUUUUUAUGCCUUUUCUUUCACGCCUCGUCCCCGUGCGCUCGUACCCAUGUUAGCGGUGGGGCAGAUGGACACUAACCGGCAGAGCGCGUUCGUCCUGGGCAGCACCCCGCUGGCAGCGCUGCACAACAUGACCGAGAUGAAGAACUCGUUAUUCCCGUACACCCUGCAGAACCCCGUCGGGUUCAAGACUCCUCUGAGCAAUCUGAACUCUCAGUUCGCGCUGGGAACCCCGCAUGGAAUAAGCGACAUAUUGGGGAGACCCAUCACUACAGCUGGACAGCUGCUUUCGGGCUUUCCCAGGAUCAACGGCCUGGCCACAUCAGCCGGGAUGUACUUUAACCCCGCGGCCGUGUCCCGGUAUCCCAAACCCUUGACGGAGUUGCCCGGGAGGGCGCCUAUCUUUUGGCCCGGAAUGAUGCAGGGGUCGCCCUGGAGAGACCCGCGGAUGCACUGUCCGGCAAACAUGAUGUUGGACAAGGAUGGCAAGAAGAAACACUCCAGGCCAACAUUCUCAGGACAGCAGAUCUUCGCCCUGGAGAAAACCUUCGAGCAGACCAAAUAUCUGGCCGGUCCAGAGAGAGCUCGACUCGCCUAUUCCCUGGGAAUGACCGAGAGUCAAGUCAAGGUUUGGUUUCAGAACAGAAGAACUAAAUGGCGCAAGAGGCACGCGGCUGAAAUGGCCACAGCCAAGAAGAAACACGACUCAGAGACUGAGAAGAUGAAGGAGAGCUCGGACAACGAGGAGGAUGAUGAAUAUAACAAACCUCUGGACCCAAACUCCGACGACGAGAAGAUCACGAGACUGUUAAAAAAGCACAAAGCCAGUAAUGUGGGUCUGAUCAGCCCGUGCAGCAACAGCUCGGACACUUUGUGAUCGGAUCAGAGACUCUUUCUGGAGAAAGCAGGGUACAAACACACGGAGAGGCUCCUUCUCGUUUACUUUCAAUGCAGCUGUACAGUUAGACGUGUACGUGAGAUGUAUAUAUAUUUUUUACUGAGUAAAUUAUGUUAUUAAACCUUCACGAAGACUCUCCACUCAUCCUCAUACAGGCUGAAGAUCUUUUUCUUCAGUCGCAGAAGAAUAACGACGCCUAAAUUUGACAUCUUUAUUUGAUUUCAGAAGCAGACACAGAAUGUGUAUAAAGGCAGUGUUGUAAAUAAUGUGAAAAGAUUUUUCUUUCGAUGUCCUUCUGGACGCUUUUGCUUUCAGUGAAGGAGUUUUUGUUUGAUCUCUCAACACGAAAAACAGACACAGAUGGACAUUAAAUAUCCGAUGAAGAGAAUAUUAUUGCUUCCGUGCUGAAGGAAGAAAGAUAAACUUUGUAUUAUCAAUAAA